Molecule: messenger RNA, 492 nt
Organism: Temnothorax curvispinosus
Lineage: Eukaryota; Metazoa; Arthropoda; Insecta; Hymenoptera; Formicidae
Product: CCHC-type zinc finger protein CG3800-like
Exons: 2
Coding region: 121-414 (97 amino acids)
Molecular function (GO): nucleic acid binding; zinc ion binding
Source: RefSeq, a predicted model, not a curated record
GAAGAUGCGGUACCCCUCGCAGAACAAGAGAUUAGAUCUGCACUUUAUCAGGCUGUGUCAAUUAAUGUACCAGAGCUGAGGAAUGUAGAUUUAAUUAGAAGACAAACUAAUCUUAAAGAAAUGAACAUAGAUGAAAUAAAGUCUUUUAUGAUGCAGUUAGAAGCAGAGACUAAAAACGAGAAUAGAGAAAAAUUAGAGAAACCCGAAGUCAGGGUACAGAGGGCUGCUGCAGAAGAGAACAUGAAACAAGUGAAAUGCUACAGAUGCAACCGAAUGGGUCAUAUGGCAAAGGACUGUCCACUAAUAGAAUUUGGUGCCUGGUUUUGUUACUACUGCCAGGAAGUACGAGGUCACAAGGGUGAUAAUUGUCCGAGUGCCGAAGCCCAGGCGAACAGAGCUAGAGGAAAAAGAUAAAGAGGAAACUUAGAGAGGAUCCGUGGAUCGCUCGCCCAAAGGGAGGGAGUGUUGGGAGAAGACUUUGAACGAGCAAUA